CUUUCUUCAAUUCAAUUUGCCUCAUCUCCACCAGAAAGCCUGAAUACAAAAAUAUAAGAUGGAGUGGGGCUCCCUAGAACUCACACUCAUUUCGUGCAGGGGUCUCAGAGCCUUCAAUUUUUUCCAGAAGCUUUCAGUCUACUCUGUUGUAUAUAUUGUGGAUGAAGAGCAGAACAGGAAAGAGCAACAACAAAAACGUCUGCAGUGUCAGAAAACGCCCAUCGCCAGACGUGAAGGAGGGAACCCUGAAUGGAAUCACCUGUUUCACUUUGAUCUCAGAAGCUUAUCUCAUGAUCACCGUGAUAAUCUUUUUCUCAGGUUCGAUUUGCGAUGUGAAGGGUUGGUAAAUAGAACUAUUGGCGGAGUUCGGGUUCCAAUGAAGGACCUCAUAGAUGAGUUCGAUAAGGCUUUGAGGUUUGUGAGUUAUCAGGUGAGAAGCUGUGAUGGAAAGGCUAAUGGGGUGCUGAAUUUUUCAUACAAGUUGGUCGGGAGCACCAAAAAGGUAGUAAAGAACCACACUGGAUUCCAAUUUCUGGCUGAGAAAGUUCAUUACCCCAAGCUGGAGGAUGAUGAUGAGUACUCAGGGAGCAUCAAGUAUCCUUCCCUGGAUGAUUUUUACUCUCCUGCUCCGCAACAGUCUUAUUUCCCUUCUCCAGUGCCGGCUUUAGAGUGCCAGAGACAUGGGUUUUACAGACCAUCCCUGGCUGACGUACCGCCGCCUUACUGGGUGGCCCAUGGAGCCUACUCAGCAUCAAUUCUACAGCCUCAUGGACCCUAUUACUCCGGUCCACACGGACACUAAGGAUUGGGGAAAAUCAGGGGUUAGAACAGAUGGUUUCCCACCGUGUUCUUAGAGUGCAUUAAGGAUCUUUGUGUCAUAUGCGAUUGUAGUAGUUUCCUUUUGAUUUUGGUUUACUGGUUGAAAAGUUGAUCAUAUGCUGUAUUUUCUUUUUAAGGCUAUAUUAUUAAUAUCUUCUAGGCAUUUAGUCUAUUACUAAAAUAUCUAAAUUUUU
Messenger RNA from Rubroshorea leprosula, 1013 nucleotides. Lineage: Eukaryota; Viridiplantae; Streptophyta; Magnoliopsida; Malvales; Dipterocarpaceae. The record is from the annotation of a GenBank genome assembly.